CCGCCCGCCCAUGCACAGACAUGACACAGACACACAGUCACUGCAGCUGCCGCUGAGCCCGGGGCAGAGCGGCAGCGGGCACCCCGCGUGCAGCACCCGCGGAGCGGCAGCCGCGGCCCCCCUCGCGGCCGCCUCCACCUCUGCCCGCGCGGCCGCCGCGAGCCCCGCCGCCAGGAAGCGGCGGCGGCGGCAGCCUCGGCUCCGAGACCCGCAGGGGGCAGCCUGGCACCGGGAGCCGCAGGGACCCGGCGGGGGAAGGCUGGCGGCGGCGGCAAAGGGGCGGGCGGGAGGGGGGGAAGGGGGCAGCUUGGCACUGAGAUCUGGAGGCGGCCGCGGGCGCCGGCACGCAGCGAGCUCGGGCGGAGCGCGGCACCCAGCGGCCGCUGAGGCCGGGCCGGUGGCAGUAGCAGCGGCCGCGGCGGUGCCGGAGAGACCCUCGCCGUGCCCGGCUUCUCGGUGCCGGUGACCUUCCCGGGGCUGCUCGCCGCCUGCCAGGCCGGGGCAGGGCCUCCUCCUCCCGCGGAGCGUGUAUACCAGGCCCCGGGGAGGGGGUAGGAGGCCGGGCCGGAAUCCCCCUUCGCCGCUGGGUCCUGCUGGCCGCCAGGUCCUGUUGGCCGCCGGCAGGGCCUGUGCACAGCGGGCCGGGGAGAGGGGCGGCGGGAGACGAACGGGACGGACGGACGGAGCCGGGCUGCCCCCCAGGAGAGCGUGGAGCAGGGAGCGGGCAGGCCCUGAAGAGAGCGCCGGGGGGGCAGGAGGAGAAGGAGGCAGCUCGCGGCUCGGAGCACCUCGGCGGCGCAUCCCAGGAAGAGCGGGGACCUCCACGGCGCUCUCCUCCUCCUCCUCCCGCCGCGGGCAGCCCUUCAUCCCGCAGAGAGUGGAGCGGGGCUGCGGGGAGGGAGCUGGAGCCGCCUGCCUGGAGCCGAGGAGGGGGAAGGACCGCUUGCCUGCGUGCGAAGGCGAGCGCGGAGCUCCUCGCCGCUGCCCGCCUGUCCCGGCCGCCCCGGGAAGGUGUCCUGUGACGGCCCUUGAUCAGCAAGGCUGCAAGUCAUGUAGAAGCCACAGUAACUGCACAGUCUCUGAUGGAUAAUUGGAUUGGGAUUAAUAUGUGGGAGGCUGUGGACUAUUUGCUUCCAACAUAGGAACAGCACUGGGUUGGCAAUCUCCACUCCUGAGAGAAUGCUGGGAAUCUGCAGAGGGCGACGGAAAUUCCUGGCUGCCUCUCUGACUGUCCUUUUUGUUCCAGCCAUUACCUGGAUUUAUCUGUUUGCUGGGAGUUUUGAAGAUGGGAAGCCAGUGUCACUGUCUCCAGUUGAAUCACAGCCCCACAGUCCUCGUUACAUGGCUUCGAGCCAGCGGGAGCGCGAGAGCUUGGAAGUCCGCAUGCGGGAGGUGGAGGAGGAGAACCGUGUGCUUCGCAAGCAGCUCAGCCUGGCCCAGAGCCAAAGCCCUGCACACCAUCAUGGCAACCACUCCAAAACCUACUCCAUGGAAGAGGGGACAGGUGACAGCGAGAGCCUGCGGGCUGGCAUUGUGGCAGGAAACAGCUCUGAAUGUGGGCAACAACCAGCAGUGGAAAAAUGUGAGACCAUCCACGUUGCCAUUGUUUGUGCAGGGUACAAUGCCAGUCGGGAUGUUGUCACACUUGUCAAGUCCGUCUUAUUUCACAGGCGAAACCCACUCCACUUCCACCUCAUUGCAGAUGCAAUUGCCAAACAGAUCCUGGCGACUCUGUUCCAGACAUGGAUGGUCCCUGCUGUGCGCAUAGACUUCUACGAUGCAGAUGAGCUCAAGUCGGAAGUGUCUUGGAUCCCCAACAAACACUACUCUGGGAUUUACGGGCUGAUGAAGUUGGUUCUGACUAAGACGCUACCUUCCAAUCUUGAGCGAGUCAUUGUCCUCGACACAGACAUAACAUUUGCCACUGACAUUGCUGAGCUAUGGGCCGUCUUUCACAAGUUCAAAGGGCAGCAGGUUCUUGGCUUGGUGGAGAACCAAAGUGACUGGUAUCUGGGCAACCUUUGGAAGAAUCAUCGUCCCUGGCCAGCACUUGGGAGGGGCUACAAUACAGUCUCUUCUUCCCCCAGCACAGCAGCUGAGGGGGUUAUCCUGCUGCUUUUGGAUAAGUUACGGAAGAUGAAAUGGGAGCAGAUGUGGAGACUUACAGCAGAGCGGGAGUUAAUGAGCAUGCUCUCCACCUCACUGGCUGACCAGGAUAUCUUCAAUGCAGUUAUCAAACAAAAUCCCUUCCUUGUCUAUCAGCUUCCAUGUUUCUGGAAUGUGCAGCUGUCUGAUCACACCCGUUCUGAGCAGUGCUACAGAGAUGUGUCUGAUCUGAAGGUGAUUCACUGGAAUUCGCCAAAGAAGCUGCGAGUAAAAAACAAGCAUGUGGAGUUUUUCCGCAACCUCUACCUGACAUUUCUAGAAUAUGAUGGGAACUUGCUGAGACGGGAACUCUUUGGCUGCCCCAGUGAGACAGACGUUAACAGUGAAAACCUCCAGAAACAACUGUCCGAGCUGGAUGAGGAUGACUUAUGCUAUGAAUUCCGUCGAGAACGUUUCACCGUCCAUCGCACUCAUUUGUAUUUUCUACAUUACGAAUAUGAGCCUGCUUCAGACAACACUGAUGUGACACUGGUGGCUCAGCUUUCAAUGGACAGGCUCCAGAUGCUUGAAGCCAUCUGCAAACACUGGGAAGGUCCAAUCAGCCUGGCACUCUAUCUUUCUGAUGCAGAAGCUCAGCAAUUUCUGCGCUAUGCCCAGGGCUCAGAAGUCCUUAUGAGCCGCCACAAUGUCGGAUACCAUAUCGUGUACAAGGAGGGCCAGUUCUACCCUGUGAAUCUUCUGCGGAAUGUGGCCAUGAAGCAUAUCAGCACACCAUACAUGUUUCUCUCUGACAUUGACUUCUUGCCCAUGUAUGGACUCUACGAGUACCUCAGGAAGUCCGUCAUUCAGUUAGACUUGGCCAACACCAAGAAAGCUCUGAUUGUACCUGCUUUUGAGACUCUACGCUAUCGCCUCUCCUUCCCCAAGUCAAAAGCAGAGCUGCUCUCUAUGUUGGACAUGGGAACCCUCUUCACGUUCAGGUAUCACGUCUGGACAAAAGGGCAUGCGCCAACAAACUUUGCCAAAUGGCGAACAGCCACCACCCCUUACCGCGUUGAGUGGGAAGCAGACUUUGAGCCAUACGUUGUUGUGAGAAAGGACUGCCCUGAAUAUGACAGACGGUUUGUUGGAUUUGGCUGGAACAAAGUAGCUCACAUCAUGGAACUGGAUGCACAGGAGUACGAGUUCACAGUGCUGCCCAAUGCCUACAUGAUCCAUAUGCCGCAUGCCCCCAGCUUUGACAUCACCAAGUUUCGCUCCAACAAGCAAUACCGCAUCUGUCUCAAGACCCUGAAGGAGGAAUUCCAGCAGGAUAUGUCACGCCACUACGGCUUCGCAGCUCUCAAAUAUCUCACGGCAGAGAACAACAGCUAGCACAACAGAGCCCGUUUACAGGAAACAGACAUCGAAGGGAGGAGCCACUUCAUGUUUGGGGUCCAGUCUUUAAACUUUGAACUGAGAAAUACUUUCUGUUUUUAUAUCAUACCUGGCUAUUCUAACAGUAGAGAUUUGAAGUGACAUGUCUUCAGACUAUGCUCAUUAGCCCCUUCCCUGACUACCCGGGGCCUUUCAGCUUUAGCAUUCGUGAGGUGUGAAUGAGAGGGGCCAGCCCCAAUCCCGUUGUACCACAGGAGGUGGGGAACAGGGAUGGGCUGGAAUGCAGUUCUCUUAACUGCAGAGCAAAGACAGACCUUCAAGAAUAUAGGAUUUCAUGUUGCUAUUUAAUAAUUUGACAUGCUUUUUAUCUGUAAAGGAAGAUCUUCGGGUCGCUGUCCUGUGAAUUUCAAAUCUGCACUACUCUAAAAGGGAACUUUCACCUGUGAACUUUCACAGUGGCCCUGUUAACAUGGAUGACCUUGUUAAUGCAGGAUGAGCCAAAGGUCUGAAUUAGCCUUGAAAAUGAAGGGGACACUUAUACAAUACUGCACUCUAGAGAAGGUGCGUUCCUGGUUUAGGUGUGUACAUGAUAUCUGUUGGUCUUUUAUUCUCAAAUUAAUUCCGUUUUAUCAGGAAAAUCCUCUAUGCCAUACCCUGCCAUUUCCCCAGUUCUAAAUGCCAUUCCUUUCCUUGCCAAGAAAAUGUCACCCUUGUGUUCCUUUCCAUCUUCAGUUCUGGUAGUCCAGUAAAGGAGAACAAUAGUUCUGCCAGAGUGUGAACAAAACUUGUUAGUGUAAGGUCUGUUUUCACCAGAGCAACUUGUUCAUGUGUGUCUUGUAAAAUAAAGGGCCUGGUUGUAACUCUUUAUCUUUUUUUAGGCAAGAAUUGGAUUUUCCGUAGAAGGCAUUUUGUGCCAGGGGAUAUUGACCUGUAGACUCUUUCAGUGCAUGUCCAUCCGUGAAGGCAUUGGGCCUUGGGCUUUAAGUGGACUUCUUUGCUGAGCAGGGAAUAUAAACAUGGCAACUAGUAGCCUGGGUGCUGUCCUGCUGCCUGCUACAAGGUCUCAGAACUACUUCGUUAAAGGAGUUUAUAAAUAAAAGGAGCAGAACUGCUAGGAAUAAACUCCUCAUUUGAGGGGGAGAAGAGAAUGUGUUGGGAAUCUGAGUGUGAGUGUUUGCUUGAAUGUGGGCUGGUAAAGUUCACAAUGUUGAUAUACACAGGAAUAUUCUGGAGGGUGGACAGGAAACCUAACAAGCAAAACACAGAAAACAAGAUGCUGGACUUUUUACCAUUUUCUUUAUUCUUCAGUAGUAACGUUGUGUUUACAUUGGAUAAGGAGAUGAGGUUUAAUGCACUACCCCUUGCAGGGCUACUUGUAAUUUCUGUUGCAGUGUUAAUAGUGAAAGCAGAAACGACUCAAUGAGAAAUGUGUCUCUCUCCCUACCCCAGACCGACAUAGACCAUACUUACUGAUGCCACUGACUAGGCUGUUAAAUGGAUCCACACUGCAUUCUGCUCACUUUAUUCCAUUUUGUUUUUCAGCCACAGGAUCUUCUACUUUCCUCCCUGCCUCAUCUCUCUAGAGCUUGGUUUUAUUUCUAACCUGACAUUUUGCGAGAGCUUUCUGUUACAGUGGGAACCACACAGUUAAAUGAGACAUUUAAACUACACAUAUCAGUUCAUCAUGCUGUGUAUAUAUAAGAAAAGCCAAAAAAGGCAACAUCUUUGACAGGAAAUAAAAAGGGGCGGGAAGCUAUGUGUAAUCAUUACAUUUUCCCUGGGAGUUUUGGCUGCAUACAAAUACAUCACUGCAUAAUUUUCCAAAGUACUUUUCUUUUGUUCCUUAUGGCUUCAUUUAAAGAUUUGCAUAAAAACCUGUGAAGAGCUGAGAAAAAGUGAAAUGACUGCUCAGUCCUGGUUAGGAUAUAUUAAAAAAAAUGACAACAACAAAAAAAAAACCCACGAUAUCUUAGCUCCCCAAAUCCCAUAUCACUCACCAUUACGGGCCCAGAUCGGUGUGACUGUUGUGAAUGAGAAGAACCCUGCAGCACUAAGUCCUGUUGAUCAUAUGAUGUGAAGAAAGACAUCACAAGCUUAUCCUAAGAGAGGCUGAAUACUGGCUGUACCCACAUAAAAUCUCCAGGGCUUCAGUGUAACCACCAUUAAGUUUUAUAUAUACGUAAAACUUUCAUUUCCAGAUGUGCAUCUGUCCUUGGCUUAACAGUGUUGGCCAGAGAUGGAAUAGAUUGCUCUGCAACAGUACAGCCUGUAGCAUGGACCUGUACAUUACUGGGGUGUGCCAUUAUCAACACUAAUGUUAGCCUCUCCUCGAUGCUCAUGAGGUGGGCAUGGGGGAUUGGGGAGGUAAUCAUUUGUUACUUUCCUAUACGUGCAGCAAGUUGUGGGACCUCCCAGAUAGGAUUAGGUGUGCUGGCUGCUGUAACCAGCUCAGAGAUUGCUAGUUUUUUCAAAGAGUCCAUUCUUUUCCUUACAGACACUGUGUGACUUGUAUCUGUCAGGUCAUGUUUGUCUACAUGCUUCAUAAUUUGAGAGGAAUGGGGGCUGGUUUUAGUACAUUUCAGCCAAUUUACCUGAUAGCAAAUUAGGCUUACUUGCCUGUCUCUAACUGCCAGGACUCCUCCAACACCAUGAAAAAAAACAGCAACAGCAAAAAUCUCCAGCCCAGUUACAACCCUGACUGUCUUCCAGUCCUCUGCUAUAGUAGAUGUUUGUUAGCAACUUUGUUACUUAAUUCUCAGAUUUCUCCUGAACUCAUCCAGAAACAUCAGAUACUGGUGACUUAAUGCCUUUGAUUUAUUGAUUUCUUCCAUCAACUUUGCUCUUGAGUCUUCAGUCUACGACCUCUCCUUAUCUUUGUUAUUUGGAAAGUGCGAGUAUCAUUUAAAUAUCACUCCAACACCCUCUCUGGUGAAGACUGAUGCAAAUAAAUCAUUUAGAUUCUUGCCAAUGACCUUAUUGUCUUUAAUUAUUCCCUCUAUUUAUUGUUUGGGGUGGCCUACACAUUAUCUCAGGUUUUCUGGUUUUGAUGUACUGAGCAAAUGUGUAUUUUCAGUUUUAACUUUCUUGUAUUUGCUCUCCAAAUUCUCUCUUAGCUUGCUCAAUUUCCAUCUUAACUAUUAUAUACUUUCCUUUCAGCUUUACAAAGUUUUGAUUUUCAUUCUCUGAAGGUUCCCUAUUUGGUCUGAAUAACUUCUGAAAUUUACAACUGAAUCAUACGAGCAUUUUCUUAUCCUUGUCUUUCAUUUGUCUAGGGGAAUUCCAUACUACUUUGCUGCUCAUAAGCCUCUUCCAUUUUGAAUCUGAGGAUUUUAGUUAGUUUAUUUAGGGCUUCAGAUUCUUCCUUUAAAAGAAAAAAAGGUGUUUUUUUUGUUUUUAAUUUUUUAUAUCUAAUUUAAUCCAACGAGGUUGGGGGGGUGAAUUUUGAAGAAAUUGUGUUUUUAAUCUUUCUAAAUGCUAACCUUCUCCUAGUCAAGGGAUCAAAAAUAAAAUCCUACAAAAUUCUUGCAGUCUUCUAAUUUGAGAUCUUAACUUGACACAUUUUGUUUUGUGUCUCCCUUUUCCUCUCCAUUCCAAAAAUGUUAACUCACUUGAGUCGCUAGAGCCUUUUCAGCCCACUAAGCCUCUUCCAGCACCAGAAUCUUAAGUGUGUAUUUCCAAAUCCAGUAUCCCAUCACCUUCUGACAUCCCGCCAUGUUUCAGCCAUAAUUACUUUUCAAAUAAUAUGCUGGCAGGUGCCUAAUCCUCCUUUUUUGUUUUCAUGCUUCUCCCUUUGAUAUAAGAGGCACUUCAAUUUAAGUUUUAGGCAAAGUACUUACCUUUAGUUCCUUAUCGUAACCCUCUAAUAUGCUUCCAUAAUUUAUCUCUGUCAUCACAAUAUGUACCUUCAAAUGUUUGGCUGUAAUUUCCAUCCUAUCAUUUUUCUGGCUGAGAGUUAUCUAAUAUUUGCCUACCUGACAGCCCUAGAAAAUGUCUUUGUUUAUCUUGAAUAGUCCUCAGUAUCUAUCAAAUUUUUUCCAAGUUCUACUUUCCGUAAUUCCUUCCAACCUUGCCAGUUUCCUUUGCGAGCAAUCUGGUUCCACUUGCGAUGUGUCAUUUUUAUUUUAUUUGUAAUCAUCAUCUUGGACUCAAUGGCAUAAAGGAGUUAGCAGCUGUACCUGCAGUUCCACCACUUUUUUUUAGUUCAAAUAUCAGAUGUGCUCACCUUAUUUCUAAAAUACAGAUUUUUUACCUGAUAGGCUUCAUGUGGUUUAUAUGUAAAUCAUAAACUGCAUUUUCCUUAUACUGGUACAAGUGAAGGCACUUUGUAGUGUUAUUUGCGGUAGCUUUUGCAGCACAGUAAGUUAGAGGGAAAAGCUCAAAAACCGUGUCAGGGUUGUAGCUAGUGUUUCUCUCCAUAGGGGAAAUAAGGCCCUAGCACAGCUGAGCCAUCAAUUUUACAAAUGCCUUGCACAAAACACAUUGCACAUUAUUUCCUGGUAGGUAUAAUCAUACAUCGUCCAAUUAAAUAUGAAAAAUACAUUUUUAAUGUUCUCAUUUUUACAUGCGAUUCUAUCCAGAAGAUAAUGUGUUUCCUUCUGUAUCUUGCCAGUUUCCCCCAUUACUGCAGCCUGCCUAAUAGCCCCAUCUGUUUUUGGCUGAGAAAGAUUAAUGACCAACAGCACAGGGAGUCCUGGCAAAUCAACAGAGACAUUACUCUUAGGGAUUGCACAAGACAUUCCUUCCUACUCUGCCAGAUAUUGUAUGGGUGUUCCUCAGGUUUCAGCGCAGCGUCAGGAAAACACAGCAAGCUCAGCAAGUGGGGAGAGAAUCAUUAUUUAUGAACUUCAGCAAUAUGUUAGAUGGUGGGAUUGCAAAAAAAAUAAUGUAUUGUUGUUAGCUCAAAGAAUAUUUCAAUUUUUGAAAAAGAAAGCAGCUGAGUUUCUGCAUCUCCAAUAAACAGGACUGGAACAAAUAAGUCACUCGUAGGCAAACAGCCAAUAAACUAUUAUUUCCACUUAUAGUAUUGAAGAUGCAGAAACACUCAUGGGUAAAUGAAGUAAUUUUUACAUUAGUAAUUCAAAAUGUAUAUUUAGACCAUGUGUACAUCCAAACAGGUGAAUCGGGGAUUAUUUGAAGAUUGUUACUUUGGUUCACAAUAUAAAAUUAGGUUUGGGAAAGCUGCUGGCUGUGUACAGCAAAUUCAGAAAUGCUAGGAAGUGCUGGGAAAUUCAGGAAACACUUACGAAUGUGGAUUUAGAAAUACCCAGCUUUCACAGGGACUUGUUUUCACAGGAUGCAAAGGAUUUGCAACCCAGGUUAAGAGCUUAUUAUAUUUUCAGUCAUGCUGUACUAUAGUUUCCACUCUAAGGAUGAGAACAGCCCCCUGACUCCCAACUAAUUACUGUUUCAGUAGGGUGAAAAUGUCCUAAACUUCUGCAACAUGGAUUUGUGGGAAAUCACUGUGCAGUUGGCAAAGGGUUCAUCUGAGGUCCAGAGUCCUUUGUCACUAGAUACCAGAUUUCAAUCCAAAAGAAAUAGUUCUGACUUUGGCCUGUCUCUCUAAUCAGAUGCAAAGUUACCACCCUCACCUAGUAUAUUCAGGAAGUGCCCAAAUAAAUGAGGCAAAGUAAUUCAGACUAAGCUAAGCCUAUUCCUUAGUAUUAUGGCAGCGUAAUUCUCAGACAAUGGAUGUGUGCACCUUCAACACAAACCAUUAUAUCCCAUGACUCUUGCUAUGGUUGCAAAGUCAGUCAUAUGAAAGUUAUAAGAUAGGAAAAUUCAAGUUGCUGGUAGAACUGGUGCUUUGCUCAUACAACUUCUUUCUGUCCCAUGAUAUGUAUGUAUUAGGACAUAGUCUCUAGUUACACAAUCAUUUGCCUGGAUUUUUUAGAGAACUCUGCUUCUUUCUAUGGUCAGAGCAGAUGAUACUCAGGGAAUGAAGCAGCUGGGUGAUAUGGCCUUUUAUUCUUGCUCUCAUUGAGCUCUUCAUAACACGUUAGCUGCCUUGAUUCUGAGCAUAGCCAGGCUUUGUGUCUCCUCCCCACCCCCCAAAGGAUAGGUUUAAACUGUGAUUUAAGAAAAUCAAUUGUCCCCUGUGCCCUCAGGCUUUCUGAGCAGAAUGCCUGCAGUUCUGUUCUACAGGCUUUUCUUAUGUGGAGGGAUCCUACGGAGCUGAUGGAAAUUACACAGGCAGAGGGCUCAUAGCAUUCAGCCCUCAGACUAUGAAUGCCAACAGCUGAAUGUGCAAGAGCGAUGAAUCUCAGCUCUGACCAAGGCUACAGCAUGUCUGCCAUCCCUUUGGGAGCGCUCUUUAAAGGCUAUCAGCACAGUCUGUCAGUAAAGCAGUGAAAAACAUCGUGUAAAUAAGGAGUUAGGGGGAGCAAGUCUGUUAUUUUAAAUAACUGAAAUUUCAGAGGGAUGAGGAAAGUCCCUCAGAAGACAUGUUCAUAGGAUUUGUGGGUUUGAUUAAAGUCAUUCUGGGUCUGUGGCAUUUCAGUUUUAAACAGUGGCCUAUGUGGCCUAUCUGUAGUAAAUUAAAUUGUUGUAAAAUUUGUGAAAGUCAGCACUGAGAUUAAACCAUCCUCAGUGCAAAGAUGUCUAAUCUGUUUCGAUUCUUUGGGUUCCCACAUUGCUUCUCUGGUGCUCAUAAAAAAAAUAUAAUAACAGCGUGAUAACAGUAGCAGGCUGAAUAUCCAGUCUUUUUAAAAAUGUCUCCACCUUAAAUCAGCGCUUGGGUCAAUGGUUGGGGCAAAGCUGGAGAUAGCAAGUUUCGCAGAAUUUCUUUUUUUUUUUUUUUUUGAUUUGCCUGUGGAUCUGUUGUUACAGCAGUGGUCUCCAACAAUGCAAUAAGAAAAGGAAAAACUAUCCAGUGCCCAUUGCUCUAUGAACUCUUCAUCCACACAGAACUAAAUACCAGCAGCAAGAAGGAAGCAGCACAUCUAUCUGCUUUGAGGUUUUUUUAGAUGGCAAUAGUGAGUUUGGUAUUAAAUCUGUUAUUCGAAUAGACUUUGCUGAGCUUUUCUGCAUUUUAGGUGGAUACCCACAGAGGGUGACAGAGGCCCCUUGACGUUACAUCGAGAUGGGACUCAGCAGUUUGCAGGUUCAGAAUGGAGCAGGAGAUAUAUGUAUUUUCCCUUCACACCUUGCCCAGUGUUUACUGAUUAUAUUGGCAGCAAUUAAUCCAGUCGUUUUGAAAGCUGGUGUUCAGGCUGAGCAGCAAGUUUCUACUGUUGUGUAAGAGGACAGAUAGAUGAACAAAGUGAAGCUUUCUUUUCAUAACAUCAAAGAGUAUUGUUUGUACUGGUUCACAUGGCUCUCCGUGGUGUGGAGAGUUUAUGUCUUUUACUUUUCACAGUUAGGGUUUAUUUGAAGUACCACAAAGGCAAUCUGAAAGGAGCAAUGAGUUCUGUAAGGACCCUCAAGGAUUAGCAUUCAUGGCGAUUCAUCAGUGCAGCCUAUUCACCGGGUUAACCUGCCAGGUUUCAUCAUGAAAGCAGAUAAUACAGGCACUGUCAUCUUCUUUCUGAUUACACUUAAUAGAGCAAAAUAAAUGCAUGUAAUAAAAACAACCCUCUGAAUCAGAUCACUGAGGACCCAAAUACUUUGUAAGUAAUUCUGCUGCUUUCAUUACCAUUUUCAUAUAUGAAACUAGCAGACUUUGCAAAACCUUUUUUAUUUUCUUAAGCUGAUACUGCUUUCUUCUGCAUCAGUCAGACUUGAAAAUAUUACAGCAUUUUCUGAGGCAAAGAAUAGAACUGAGGGGAUCUUGAGGUCUCCUAAGCACUGCUGUAAUAAGAGAUGGCCUUUCCUGUUGCCUGGAGGAUUGCCCUUUGCCUUUGUGCUAUCACUGGUUUUAUUUCUAUCUUAGCAGAGUCUCUUCUUGUAAGUAUGAAAGACCACUGACUUGUCCUAUCCCAUUGGGUGAGUUCAGUACUAAAGCAAUACUGACACAUUAUGCAUCUGGCGUGGCACCUAGGCCGCCACACAAGUUUAUUCUGCAAGUUUUUCCUAUUUCAAGUCUAAACCUGAGAGGAAAUUGAGCACUUGGAAGCUGUAAGAAUCAGAUCUCUGUAUUUUAUUUGUAAUACGUUUAUAUUUAAACGUUUCUGUCCCCUACACCUAUCUAUGCUUCUCUAUAUAUCUUCCAAAAAAAUACUGUUUUGAGAGAAGGAGAAUCAUUGCCGGCAAUCCAAGGAGGUUGAAAGCAGCAGUAUUUGUAAUGAUAGGUAACUUACUUGGGCCAUAUAUUUUUGCACAAGUUUCUACAAUUUACAGAUUUGAUACAAUCUCUGUAAGGCUCAAUUUCAGGAGCCUUCCUCAGGCAGCCCAUCCUAGAGUUACCACUUUUUCCCCCGUUGCCAUCCCUCUCUACCCCCAAUCCAUGUUUAUACCAGCUUUAGAUAGAUGUUGGCAGAUAUUUUAAAGACAGUAUAGACACUUUCUAUGGUCUUGAGAAGCAGUUAUGAAGAUUUCAUAGAAAAAAGAUGUCUCUCCAUUGCUGGGUCCCUAAAAAUAGUAGGAACUCACUUAAAAAACAAAUGCUUGGGCUGCUGUGGAAGGGGACAGAGAGACCUAGGUCUUUAAUAUGUUUAAUGCCAGAAGGAAGUCAGGUGCUCAGUGACACAUCACUACAACUUGGUAGCCAUGCUAAGAUGGUGAUGGUGAUUAUGUGCCACUGAAGAAGAAAUGACACCAAGUGAACCUGACGUCCAUCAUUUGGUCUUAGGUCAUAGGUUUUCCUUGACUUACACUUUGUGAAUUGCCUUUCACAAAGCCAUCUCCCAGUAGCAUAUUUCCCACUGGACCAUCACUAACUAGCUCGGCAAGUCUGAAAAUAUUCCCUUUCCUUCCAAACUCUCUAUAGAUCAUGUUAGCCUCACUUACUCUAUUUCUCAGCCAUUCAUCAGAAAAGGUCCCACAGCCUGAAGAAAGCUAGCAGGUGCUGAGUGUAUUUAGAAGGCAGCAAGUGAUCUAAAUAGCAAAUACAUUUUGUAAUGCCAGAAUCCCUAAGUUUUUAGAUGCCCAUCUGGAAGCCUUCAGGUGAGAUUCAUCCCAUGCAACUUGGCAGCUGUUUGAGACCCUUAAUGUUGGAGUUGGUCCCCUAUCAAUGGAGUGAGAUGGACUUGUGUAGGGAGCACUUCUGCUCACCUAAGCUCUAACUCAUCUUCUGCUCCCAGACCAGCAGGACAGACGGAAGUGUUGACAUUCCCCACUCCAGUGCCUCAGGUACGCACUGGCCAGCAUGAAUCAAAGCUGGGCCUGGAAGCCUGUUUCAGAGCUAUCAAAAACCACCUACUCAUUUGCGAUUGUGGGUAUCAAAAUCCCCUGGAAACUAACCACUAAGUACUUCAAGACUGCACACUCAAAAUUAGCUGACAAACUUGAAAACAACAACCUAUACAAUGAAAAAAUAUGUGGGUGGAUCAGGCAGGGAAGGGGAGUGAUUUGUGGGCUCUGGAGACUGUGAUACACAUUGCGAUAGACAGCUUGUGUGAACAGCUAGGGAGAUGCUGGUUUUCAGGAUAAAGCUAUAAGCUUCAUAAUGAUUGUUAAAAUAUGACCCUAGGCAUUGCUGGUCAAGCUGUGCAACGUUCAUUGCAUCAUAUAACCACUGUGUGAUUUUGCUGCGAGCAGCGGCAGCAUUUGCUAUGUGUCAGCCAGCACUUUUCCAAAAGUGCAGGUAAGGAAUCCCUAAGAAAGAAGGAAAAACCCCACAACCCAUGUGUGUUCCUUCUUAAGACUCCAGCCUCACUUCAUGUACAUUCUCAAAGGGAAAACUGGAAUGUCGUGACCUUUAAGGUGAAGCAGGCAUGAAACAAGGCUUGUCAUUUUCUUGCAAGGCUUGUUGCACUGAAGGGUUUUGCAUCUUAAGAUCACCACCCUGUCAGUACAUUUCCCGACUGGAUGGCCUUCUGCCUGAACUAAUACUGAACCCUUCUGUUUCUCUCCCCAGGUUGGGGAAAGAUCUUUAAGCAACAUUUCAGAGAAGAAAAAAGAAAACAUUUCUUUUUUCCUUACCCUGCUCAUGUUUCCCAAGCACCUCCUCCCCUCCAGGGUUGUUAGACUGAGGCAACUUGCAUUUAACACAAACCACUUAGUUUACCUGUAUGCUUCGGUCCAUGUGUAAGUUUUCUAGGUGACAAUUUUAUUGGGGAAAAUGCUGUUUAGAUUGUGUGUGCAAAAUAAAUGGCUUGUAAAUAUGAAAAAAAGGUUAAUUUUCAGUUGUGCAAUAAAAUUGUGAAAUAAUCCUCUCA
Molecule: messenger RNA, 13736 nt
Organism: Dromaius novaehollandiae (emu)
Lineage: Eukaryota; Metazoa; Chordata; Aves; Casuariiformes; Dromaiidae
Gene: LARGE1
Product: LARGE xylosyl- and glucuronyltransferase 1
Exons: 17
Coding region: 1180-3480 (766 amino acids)
Biological process (GO): protein O-linked glycosylation via mannose
Cellular component (GO): Golgi apparatus
Molecular function (GO): xylosyltransferase activity; glucuronosyltransferase activity
Source: RefSeq, a predicted model, not a curated record